This is a messenger RNA of Cotesia glomerata, 2416 nucleotides long. RefSeq lists its product as uncharacterized. The coding region runs from base 110 to 2377 and encodes 755 amino acids. The record is from RefSeq and is a predicted model, not a curated record. Lineage: Eukaryota; Metazoa; Arthropoda; Insecta; Hymenoptera; Braconidae. The transcript has 8 exons.
AUUAAACUUUAGUUCCCAGAGUGUCUUGUCAGUGAAUUCUUGAAGUUAUUAAAUUAAUGAGGUAGAGGCGUUUAUUUCUUUCUUAAUCAUCAUCUAGAAAAUCCGCGAAAUGGCUAAACUACUGCUGUUAGUAGUAGUGCUUACCAUCGGAAGUAACUUCCAAGUUGAUGCACAAUUCGGGGGUAUGUUCGGCAUCGGUGAUAUAAUUCGCGACAUUAGCGGAGAAAUGAACCACGUCUGGGAGAGAUUCUUCAAACAACCCGACGAAAAAUACGUGAAGGACCAGGUAAGGAAGAUUGAAAAAAUCAAGAAGAACCUCAUAGCCAACGGAAAAUCUCUGGAUCACUCCGAUGAAGUUGCUAAAGUUAUCCUGAAACAAUUGGAUGUUGCCAACGACAGACAAAGAGAAUUGGACGAAAAACUUGUUAGAUUAAACGACACUUUUACUCUAGUCGAUUUAAAAAUUGACAUAGUUACGAGCCGUGUUAACGAAAUUUCAACGCAGAUUAGCGACAUUCCAGCUACAGUCGCGGAAAGAGCGAGUUUUUUGUUAACCGGCUUCCUCAACCGGAUAAGAGUACAGACAAAUCUUAUCGACGCGAAAGAAACUUUCAAGAGAUAUGUUCGAACGAUUGAUAUAAACUACAAUAACUUUUUGUUGUACACUAAACCCGGCGCUCAUGUAAGAAAAGCCUCUAUGCUCGAAUUCUGCGAUAAUCUUUUGUCACCCUAUGCUGAUGAAUUGUCCAAAACUCUCGUACAAAUCCACAAAUUACUCGCUCCAGGAGAAACGGAGUCAAUUUACGAUGGACUGCUGGAAUUCCUUCGAGACUUUCAGAGUAAACAAACAUUCCAAGAACGAUGUGACUUGGAAACUUCGUUUCAAGAGCAAUUCAGAGAAUUGUACAACAUUAUUCUUGUCAGUGAAAUUAGAGCUUUUACGAUGCAAGCGUAUGCAAUGAACUACCGCCGUUUGGUAGGAGAGGAAACUGAAGACGCGGUGAAGGGUGAAGUGGGUAUGAUGGUCGAGUCCUUGUUGAAGAGGGUGUCCAGCUACUUGGCGGCUAUGAAAGGAACCAUGGAUGGGGUGUCCAGAGAACUUUUCCGUUGUGAACCAGCAAAGCAUUUGUUAGGUGAAACAUCCUUCCGACUGAAUGACCUCUUCGGUAUGUAUUACAUCAACAAAAAACAGCUGAACACUCAAGUCCCCAAGGAUCCAGCAGAAAUCAACACCCAGAGCUACUUUGAAUGCUUGGAUAGAUACAGCACUAACGAUGCAUUCAUAAACUUCUACUGUCCUCGGUACCAAUGCUACGGAAGAUUGCAUAAAUGCAAAGAAGCUGGAAGUUUCACCUUCUGCGAAGCGAGAGCUGGAACCAACAGACGUUACGGCUUUACUUUGGACGGAAACAAAUUCCCGACAAGACCUUUUCACUGCAACGGCCGAUUUGUCGACACACUAGCGAAAGAAACUGGCAAUCUACUGUGCCAAUGUUCCGAGGAAGGAGCCGAAUCUUUGGCGACCAAAGCUAUUAAUUUAAUGCCCCAGAUGUCUGAUAUGGAGAAUAAUAUGGUGGUGACCAACGUCCGUUUUCUGAAGAAGAACAACAUGGUCCACUUGCAAAUUGAAGAAGGUCUUCUUCUUCCGGACGGAAACAUAGACAAGGCAACUAUUUCAAGCGUUCCAGUGGGAAAUUUCCGGUACGUGCAAAAUUCAACCCAGGGCUCGUUUGUGCAACUGGACCCGACUGAAUGGGACGACAGACUGAUCCAGUUGACCUACGACAGAGACUACACCUUCCUGUACCACAACCGGUCGACCAUCAACCUGGAUGACAUCGUCGUCGACGCGGGAUACGUUGUAACUGGAGUUAAGUUUGAUACCGAGGAAAAUAAUCCACAAACUGGAAUUAAUUACAGUCCAAUUCAGCUUAAGGUUCACGGAACGCCUUUUGAUUAUGAUACGGGUUUAUUGGUUCCUACUGAUGAGAAACCUUCCAAGUGGUUCACGCCGUUUGAUAUGAAGGGGAAGAUCAAGAGAUACUCUUUCAUGCGGGAGAUGCUGGACAUCACUGACAGCGACGACUCCAUCAAAAACACCGGCGCUGUUCAACAAUCUCUGACGAAUUUCCAAGUAACCUUCCAAGUUACUUCCUGGGAUAAGGACAUGGGCCAAACUGUAGUUCCUUACUUUGACACCCUAAGCGCUGCAGUCUCCAAUAAGGUCGCUCUUGAUGGCGUGGGUAUCUCCCAUAGAGGCUCGCCAGGGUUUGGAGGAUUCAUUGCACCCAAGAUUUUUAAUGUUGAUCAUUCUCAGUAUAUUCGACCUGAAAUCAAAAAAGAAGAUAUUGAAAAAUAUAAAAAAGCUUGGUUUUAAUCUUUAAAUAAUUUAUUGAAAUGUAUUGGAAAUAAUGGA